AAGUGCGGUAGACAUGACAAGAGGACGCAGGGGUAUUUGAGUCAUUAUGACACGUAUUAAAUUUACGGCGAAAAGGAGAGGAGAGGUAUAAUUCUCUGAUCAACCAGGUUUUAGGGUUCCUAAAACCGCCGCAACAAAACAGCGAGAAGACACAUCGCCAUUUUUUCCGGCGAUGAAUUCGAGAGCGCCGAUGACGCCGCCAGUGAACAGAGGCGGUACAUCGAACAUAUUCUACAAGACGAGAAUGUGUGCGAGGUUCAGAGUUGGUGCAUGUAGAAACGGAGAAACCUGCAACUUCGCUCAUGGAAUCGAGGAUCUGAGACAACCUCCGUCGAAUUGGCAAGAGCUUGUGGGAGCGACAACCAGCGAAGAGCGUGAGCGCGAACGAGAACGAGAGCGAGAACGAGAACGACCUACUUCGUCUGUUGUUGUCCGGAACAUGAGCAAUUGGGAUGAGGACCAGAAGAUCAUCCAGAGAAUGAAGCUCUGUAGGAAGUUUUGCUGUGGAGAAGAGUGCCCAUAUGGAGAUAGAUGCAAUUUUCUUCAUGAGGAUUUGGCCAAGUACAGGGAGGAUACUUCCAAGUUGAGGGAGAGUUCUGCUAUAAGCAUAAGCAUUGGUAAUGGUGGUUCUGAUCCAUUAGCGGGUAAUGUGAGUUCUUCAUCUAGUCAAAUUGAAGCUAAUAGGCAUGUAGGACCAAUGCCGCUACCCGUCCCACCCGUUCCCUUGUGCAAUCCGAACCCGAUUUUGAAUUCGAAUUUGAAUUCGAAUUGCAAGACUGUGUAUUGGAAGACGAGGUUGUGUAUGAAGUUUGAGAUCACGGGUCAAUGUCCUUUUGGUGAUAAAUGUCACUUUGCUCAUGGUCAAGCAGAGCUCAAUAGCGCGCUCGGAAGGGUCGAAGCCGAAGCCAUGAAUGUGGUAACAUUUGCUGGUAAUGAUGCUUCGGCAAUGAAAGCAGCAACUGUGCAAGUAACAUCGGCUUCUUCCAGCCCGAACGAAGAACCGGAGCGGAAGAAGUGUUUGUUCAAGUGGAAUGACCCGAAGAAAAUUAACAGAAUCUACGCUGAUUGGAUCGAUGAUCUACCUGUGGGUCAAACUGCGGCGAAACAGGUCGAGAGCUGAGCACUUCAUAAACACACACGCACACACUGAUUCAUCGUUUUCUCGAGUUCUUAUUCGUGUUCUUCUAUCGGUUUUCUUCUAUUCUAUAGUUGAUAUGAAAGUCUCUCUUAGAGUGCACAACGAAUUUUGAUGAUCUAUAUAUAGGUCAUAUAGCCUGAUCUAAAAUUUGAACAUUACCACAGUUUGUGAUCUUGUAUUCGAUUAAAUGAAGAGCAUCAAUUCUUUGAUUCCU
Messenger RNA from Tarenaya hassleriana, 1352 nucleotides. RefSeq names its product zinc finger CCCH domain-containing protein 39. The transcript has 2 exons. Bases 173 to 1120 code for a protein of 315 amino acids. The record is from RefSeq and is a predicted model, not a curated record. Gene Ontology annotation, molecular function: metal ion binding; mRNA binding. NCBI's taxonomy places the organism in Eukaryota, Viridiplantae, Streptophyta, Magnoliopsida, Brassicales, Cleomaceae.